UUUCCAAAGCGUCGUUUUCAUAAUCGUAGUGUCUUUCUUCCUUCUCCCUUUGUGAUCGCCUUCUGUUGUUGCUCCACUCACUAUCUUCUUCUUCUAAAAUUAUUUUCCUUUUCUAUCCUUCUAUCUAUCAUUCUUUUACGCUAAAAAUCUUCUCGCUUCUUAGCUUAGCUGUUCUGUUCCAGAAACGAUAAAAUCAAUCAAUCAAAGGAAGCAAAAAAGUCAGAAUGGAUCUGUGUGCUGUUCAUGCGAAGAACCUUUUCCACACAAAUUCGUUUUGCCACAGACCCAUUUCCUCCCAUUUGGGAAGGACCAGAGUGUUUGAGAUCACUGUUUCGAGGAGAAAGCCUUACUCUAAAGUUGGGUAUCGCCCAUUUGUUGUCAGCGCCACGGGGAAGAAGAAUCAUGGCAACUCCUCUUCUUCUGGCAAUGAAGAACGGUCCAUUCCCGAAGGAGAUGGUACUAGAGGGAACAAUUCUUCUGAUGGCAACAAAUCAGAAAACAACUCUGAGAAAUGCCACCAUACUAAUCUGGAUUGGCGCGAGUUCAGGGCAAAGCUAUAUAGAGAUGAGCUGAAAGAAAUAUCAGAUGCUGACAUGCACAAUCAAGGUGGAACAUUGCCCAAUUCCAAACCUCUUGGAACACAGUGGGCUCAUCCUAUUCCAGUACCUGAGGCUGGUUGCGUACUUGUGGCUACCGAAAAGCUUGAUGGCAUUCGCACCUUUGAAAGAACUGUUAUUCUCCUUCUCAGAUCUGGAACUAGACAUCAUCAAGGAGGGCCUUUUGGAAUUGUCAUCAACCGUCCUCUUCACAAAAAGAUCAAACACUUGAAACCUACAAAUCAUGAUCUAUUAACUACCUUCUCUGAUUGUUCUCUGCAUUUCGGCGGACCUCUUGAGGCAAGCAUGGUUUUGUUGAAAACAGAGGAGAAGAUGAAGCUUCCAGGAUUUGAAGAGGUAAUCCCUGGGCUAUGUUUUGGAUCUCGAAACAGUUUGGAUGAUGCUGCAGGGCUUGUGAAGAAGGGGAUUCUCAAGCCUCAUGACUUCAGAUUCUUUGUUGGUUAUGCCGGAUGGCAACUGGAUCAGUUGAGAGAUGAGAUUGAGUCAGAUUAUUGGUAUGUAGCUGCAUGUAGCUCAAGUUUGCUUUGUGGGGCUUUAUCAGAUCCGUCAGAAAGUUUGUGGGAGGAGAUUUUGCAGCUAAUGGGUGGCCAUUACUCCGAAUUGAGCCGGAAGCCAAAGCAAGACAUGUAGGUACUAAUGUAUGGUUUCAGAUUUAGAGACAAAUGAAGAACGUGUAAUCAAGGUGCUGCAAAGUCAAAUUUACCGAUGUUCACUUUAAUGCCAAAUAAGUAGAUAAUUUAUCCUCCUGUCCUACUCUAUUGUUAUAAGAGGAACUGUACCUUGCUUCGUUCUUGUAAUUAUGCUUGUUAGAAUAGUUUGAUGUAAGUAUGAGAAUAAGUUCUGUUGGCUGCAUUUUACGAUUAAACUUUCGAAUUUUAUCUAAAGGACAGAGCUCCAGCACCAUUGAAUUGGUAA
Molecule: messenger RNA, 1532 nt
Organism: Glycine soja
Lineage: Eukaryota; Viridiplantae; Streptophyta; Magnoliopsida; Fabales; Fabaceae
Product: UPF0301 protein Plut_0637-like
Exons: 3
Coding region: 225-1247 (340 amino acids)
Source: RefSeq, a predicted model, not a curated record